Selaginella moellendorffii is the source of this 1140-nucleotide messenger RNA. RefSeq names its product cell division control protein 2 homolog. Bases 1 to 1140 code for a protein of 379 amino acids. The record is from RefSeq and is a predicted model, not a curated record. Gene Ontology annotation, biological process: protein phosphorylation; mitotic DNA damage checkpoint signaling. Gene Ontology annotation, cellular component: cytoplasm; nucleus. Gene Ontology annotation, molecular function: ATP binding; protein serine/threonine kinase activity. Lineage: Eukaryota; Viridiplantae; Streptophyta; Lycopodiopsida; Selaginellales; Selaginellaceae. The transcript has 3 exons.
AUGGCAGUGGCACGGCAGUGGCAUGCUGUUUCAAGGAGAAUGACGCAUUCUCGGCCUUUCCCUUGGUGGAUACAUGUUACCAUGGCGAUGCGAGCGCGCGGAGAAGAUUGCUUGGCCAGUCGUAACCAAGAAGGCGAUAAAGUUCUAAUCAAGAAGAUUGAUAGUGAAUUAUACAACUAUAAUCACAUGGUCCGAGAGGUUGAGCUCAUGAAGGAGUGCAAGCAUGAGAACAUAAUGAGAGUUCUCGACAUAGGCCAAGAAGAGGAUGGAGAUUAUAUGGUUCUAGAGCACUUGUGCGAUGCCAGGGACCUCCAGUAUGAGCGAUUCUACUACAAACUCUCUGACGUAGGGUUGAUCAAAGAAACCAUACGGCAGCUCCUGGUGGGCUUGGCAAGCUUGCACGAGCGAGAGGUUGUGCAUCAGGACAUUGUGCCCGCUUGUAUCAGAUUCGAGCUCAAUCAUAGCAACUUUGUGGUGAAGCUGGGAGAUUUUCACUGCUCAAGGAGGCUAUCAACUCCACCAAAUGUAGAUACUAUGGGGAGCAGUGAAUCAAUGGGAUUCACUGCUCCUGAAGUUAUCUCCCGAGAGACGGAGAAGAUAGGGAAAGGUGUGGAUAUGUGGGGUGUUGGAGCUGUGCUUGCAAAUAUGCUCUUAGGAGAGAACCCUUUUCUUGAAGGUAUUGAUUUGAGUUUGAGCUGCGAUGCAAACAAGGCCAAGGUGAUGGACAAUAUGAAAAAGUUCUUGAAGUGGGAUUGGUAUGAGAUGAUUGAAGACGAGGAUGCAGUGGACUUGCUGCGAUGUUUAUUAGUUUGGGAUCCAGACAAGAGGAUUACUGCGGAACAAGCUUUGAAAUCAAUGUAUUUCAAAGUGAGACCUCAAGAUAUCGAAAAGAAAAGAGUGGUGGUACCUGUUGUCAAAGAAGAAAAGGAAGAAGAAAAGGUGGUGCCGAAGAGUAUUGAUCUUUUCAAAGAAGAAAAGGAAGAACUAAUGAUGUCCCUGGCUCGAAGUUCCAGUUCUUGCUCUCAUCCCUGUCAUCGUCGAGCUGAUCGAAGUGGUGGAAAUAGAGCUCUCGCGGGUAGCGUCGCAGCGCAGCAUAGCUCGGGGUUACCUCCCGGUAGAAAUCGCGCUGCCAGGACGUAA